UUUACUGUUUUUAACAACCCGGAAAGCCAGUCACUGAGCUCGUGAUACCCACACCACAUCCAUGCACUCUGCCUUUAACUCUGCCACUUUGAAAAGAACCAGAAGAUGCCUGCCUUCUAAAGGACUUGAUGAUUUGGAGCCCAUGACUCACUAGCAGAAGAUGGGGAAUUCACUGAAAGCAGGCGGUUCAGAGGCUGAUAAAGAAACAAGAUACUUUGAUCCACGGCUGAAAGAUACUGUUCUUGUUGUGCUUCAUGACUAUCCACCUUCCAAUGUGAGUGAGCCAGUAUUUCGGAUUGGAGAGAAGCUUCAAGCAUUAUCUGAAGAGGGCGGCUGGUGGAAGGCCUGUUCAAUCACUACAGGAAAUGAAAAUUAUAUUCCAACCAGUAAUGUGGCCAAAAUUUACCAUGGUUGGCUUUUUGAAGGUGUGGGAAGACACAAAGCCGAAGAACUGCUGCAACUGCCAAACAACAGGGUUGGUUCUUUCAUGGUGAGAGAAAGCCAAUCAGAAAGAGGUCAAUACUCGUUGUCAGUCAGACACAGAACGGUGAAGCAUUACAGGAUCUUACGCCUGCCCAACAACUGGUACUAUAUUUCUCCACGGCUCACCUUUCAGUGCCUAGAAGAACUGGUAAAUCACUACUCUGAAAGCGCUGAUGGACUUUGCUGUAUGCUUACAAGCCCGUGUCUUACACCUAGUACUGGCCUGAAUCAACCAAAUGUCAAUACGGUGAUGCGUCAGAAUCAUUUACACUCUGAAAACCUUUCAAGCAGGUUACAGUGGACGAGAGAUGAUGGUGUGCAAGAUGACAGCCAUCUGUUGAGUUUUGGUGUGCGGAACAGCAUCAUGUCCUACUUGUCACUCACAUCAGACAAAGAACUCACAUCAAUGAACAGCAACCACAAAAAAAAGAGCAAAUCUGUCUAUGGCUUACCACAAAAUGAUGAUAUGCUCUUUAAUGAUGAUUAUUAUUCAUCAGCUCACGAUCAGCUCUAAUUAAUUAUGAAUAAUAUAUAUAUAUA
Messenger RNA from Erpetoichthys calabaricus (reedfish), 1023 nucleotides. RefSeq names its product Src like adaptor 1a (gene sla1a). Lineage: Eukaryota; Metazoa; Chordata; Cladistia; Polypteriformes; Polypteridae. Gene Ontology annotation, molecular function: protein binding. The record is from RefSeq and is a predicted model, not a curated record. The transcript is spliced from 8 exons. The coding region runs from base 161 to 997 and encodes 278 amino acids.